AUGGCGACUUCCCAUCGUCGAAGCAAGAGACCAGAUGACCACCAAUACGUGUGGAGCGAGAUCACCGUCCGCUCUUGCCAGCGCGAAGAUGCAAUCUUCACCAAGUGGGAUCGAGUCAGAGAUGAGAUUGUGAAAAGGAUCGACCUCAAGUAUGUAUCCACGAACGGAUGUUACCGUGUGGGUAGAAGAGGCAACACACAGAAAGGACGCCCAACGAUCUUCAUUUUUGGCAAUCAUGCCAAAUACUCCAAGUCAUCCCAGCCAGCCCGCAGCAUCAUCGCCGACAUUCUCAAGAAGCACAAAGUGGCGGAGGUCGAGGUUAAAUUUUUAGAAGGCCACUUCCACAGGCAUGCAUCCGACCCUGAUUCAGAAGAAGAUGAGCCUAAACCCAAGCGUGACACUGUGGAAUGCGGAGGUGUGUUUCACCCGGACGUCGUUCGGCUUCCGUCAAUGCCAGGGCAAAGCCUGGCUCUUAAGGAGAAUGCAAGCGCUUCUGGCACAUUCGGUGGCUUCUUUGAGGUUACACUUCCUGGUACUCCGGAGCCAAAGAUCAUGGGGAUUACUUGUUUUCAUGUGAUCAACCCGACGGAGGAGGGGAAGAGUGAUCAGGCUAAGCUCGUAAUAAGAAAAUGGCGCGAGGAAGGAAUUAAGCCCAACGACCCAAUGGCAAAGCAUCUAAAGGUUGACCACCCAAGCCGUCGUGUGGUUCAAGAAAAGAUUCGAGCAUUGGAGAAAGAGGUUGCCGAUAUUCAAAAUCCAACUUACAUGCUUUGGGAUGGGCUUGUUACAAACGACCAAGAUCUUGGAAAAGGUGCCAAGAUGAUGUAUGAGACAGCCAAACAACAACUGUUGGACUGCAGAUCUUCCAUCCAAGAGAUUAAGGUUUUCAACCCAGGGUUCGGAAAGGUCUGGGCCGCCUCAGGCUUUAGGACAGGCCAGGCCCCCAGCAUUGACAAUGGUAAGAAUUGUCUUCCUACCAACUAUGAUUGGGCAUUGAUCGAGAUUCCUCGUGAAAGGGUGGGGCGUAAUAUCACCCCCGAUGGCCAUGUUUUGAACCGAUCACCAUUACCUAAAAGUUUUCAGAACUUGAAGCUGUGUAUUACAGGGCAAAGAUCUGGAUACUCUGAAGGGUACUACAACUCCUUGAAAGAGGCAGAGGUAGAACACUCCUUAAUCGACGGCACGGUUGUUGCUGUUACAACAACUGAGCAUUCAGUUAUUGCUCGGGAGAGCGAUACCUUUUUCGGAAGGAGCGGGGACUCGGGGUCAUUGGUCUAUACCAACGACAGCCACGUCGUGGUUGGCUUGUUUUUUGCAGGUCGCCCACGUCCACCGUGCAGUGCUUCGUUUACACACAUUGACGAUUUGAUCCAUAACAUCAAAAAUACAACCGGGGCAACCAGAGUACGUUUGUUGUGA
Penicillium crustosum is the source of this 1419-nucleotide messenger RNA. RefSeq lists its product as uncharacterized. The transcript is spliced from 2 exons. Bases 1 to 1419 code for a protein of 472 amino acids. Lineage: Eukaryota; Fungi; Ascomycota; Eurotiomycetes; Eurotiales; Aspergillaceae. The record is from RefSeq and is a predicted model, not a curated record.